This is a messenger RNA of Marmota flaviventris (yellow-bellied marmot), 935 nucleotides long. Lineage: Eukaryota; Metazoa; Chordata; Mammalia; Rodentia; Sciuridae. The record is from RefSeq and is a predicted model, not a curated record.
UCAGGGGUGUGUCUGGCCAAAUGGGAGAGUAGUUACAACACCAGAGCUACAAACUACAACCCUGGAGACCAAAGUACUGACUAUGGGAUAUUCCAGAUCAAUAGCCACUACUGGUGUAAUGAUGGCAAAACCCCAAGAGCAGUUAAUGCCUGUGGUAUAUCCUGCAAUGCUCUGUUGCAAGAUGACAUCUCUCAAGCCGUGACUUGUGCAAAGAGGGUUGUCCGUGACCCACAAGGCAUUAGAGCAUGGGUGGCAUGGAGAAACCAUUGUCAAAACCGCGACCUCACUCAGUACAUUCAGGGGUGUGGAGUGUAACUGCAAAAUUUUCCUUCCUUCUUCAGCUCAUUUUGUUACUUUGCCACAUUAAGGGACACACUGCCACUAGUGUAGUGUGUCACACUACCAUUGUUUCCCCUUCAAACAAGUAGCAUUUUUACAGAAGCAGGAACAAAAUAUAGCCUUUCUCCUAAGAGCCAUACCGUUCAUAAUUUGUGUUUUACUUAAUAGUAACCCCCCAUCUCCAAAAAUAGGAAAAAUAACCACUCUCUUGGGCAGUAUAAAAUUCUUAAAGGAGUGGAAAGCCAACCCUUAAAAGUGAAGACUGACUGAAGGAAGAAUGUGUUUGCACAAAGUGUGUGACCUUCUGUUUAAGAAUUUUCAUAAAAAAUGUUCCAUUUAUCCAGCUUUAUAAACACACUCACAAUUUACAUAUCAAUUUGUUUUAAGCUUUGAAAGAACACUUGCCUGCAUCUGACUGAUCAUAAGCCAUUAAGGAGGGAUUAAAUGGGCUGUUGCUAUUCCCCAAUUUUAUUAACUUAGAUUCAUGCAUUUCAUAUAAAUCUGAGACAGAUAAGCUUGCAUUACUAAUUAACCACAGGAGUGAAAUUAUGCAUACUGUAAAAAUACAAAUGUCAUCAUUAAAUGGUUGCAUUGCA